Molecule: messenger RNA, 8115 nt
Organism: Ictalurus furcatus (blue catfish)
Lineage: Eukaryota; Metazoa; Chordata; Actinopteri; Siluriformes; Ictaluridae
Gene: miga2
Product: mitoguardin 2
Exons: 17
Coding region: 767-2506 (579 amino acids)
Biological process (GO): mitochondrial fusion
Source: RefSeq, a predicted model, not a curated record
UAGCAUUUUGAUUGGGCAACGCUCACCAAGUCUCUGCGACUAUUGGUGGAACUGGCUGUCAAUUGACUCGGCAGCCCCGCCCUUAGUGGCGUAGGUUAGGCUGCGUGCAGUGCGGCGUCGAGAAUGUCCUUCUCCAGCAGUCAUUUGGACAGUGUGAUGUUCUCUGAAGAGGACAUUGUGGGAACAAGAUGGUUAAAUGGUGAUUCCGAACACUUAAAAAAAACAAAAAAAAAACAACCCCAACUCCAGCUGUUUGAACAUCCUGUUCAAAAGUUUACACCCCCCCAAGAGCUCUUAAUGCAUCGUGUUGCCUUCUUGAGACUCGGUGAAUAGUUGCACCUUAUGUAAUAGUCGUGUACGAGUCGUCCUCGGUGUGAAAAGAUGGAUCUCGAUAUCAUAUAGCCGCUGUUGGAAAGGGGUCAGAUAUACAUAUACGCUGGAAAAGGAAAGAAUGUGCAGGACCGGGAGGAUUUUUCUGAAGAACAGUGGGCAGUUGAACUGUUCAGGACCAACAAGGGACUCAUAAAGAACUAUCGCAAAACAUAAAAACAGUCGUGGAUCAUCCAGGCAGCAAAAGUAAAACACAAUGGACCUGAGAAGCUGAAACGCUGAUCCUCGAUCAGCUGCUCCCCUGUGAUCUUAGGAAAAGGGCAGCUCUAGCAGCUCCGCUCAUCUGAGGUCGGUUUGAAGGCCGAGUCGUUGGCUGACCCAGGAUCAGGGAGCCAAGCUCCGGAUGUGAAGGCUCAUAAGAAGUGGUGGAGCUGAGAUGUCUUUCAGGCAAGCAGAGGGCAUGUCCAUCAUGCAGGCCUUAGCCAUGACUGUGGCUGAGAUACCUGUGUUCCUAUACUCCACCUUUGGGCAGUCUAUUUUCUCACAGCUGCGGAUGACCCCGAGCCUGAAGAAGGUGCUGUUUGCGACGGCGCUGGGCUCCGUGGCCCUGGCGCUCACGGCGCACCACCUGAAGAGACGCAGCAGGAAGAGGAAGCAGGUAGCGGAGAAGUCGGCGCCGAAGACGGUGGGCAUCCCGGAGCAGCUGCUACGUUCAGCAAGACCCGCAUCGCUAAAGAGAGGUCCGUACCCGGGGAGACAGAUGAUGAGCCCGAGUACUCGCAGCAACGACACCAUGAGUGGAAUCUCCUCGCUUGCUGCAAGCAAACACUCGAGCUCUUCACACACAUCGGGGCGACUCCCUCCAUCUCCCAACCAGUCAGCCGCUGUAGCCACGCCGGAUCCUGUGGCAGAAGAGCCAGGGGCGUUGGAAGAUGCAAAUGCAGAGAACUUAUACCUCAUGGGUAUGGAGCUGUUUGAGGAAGCGCUGCAGAAGUGGGAGCAAGCGCUGAACAUCAGACACCAGACUCCGUCCAACUCCUCUGCUGCUAACAGCCUCGCUCAACAGGGGGCAGCACUCACGCCAGAAGGUCGUAAUCGAAAAUUUGCAGAAAAGCUGGAGUUCCUUCUGCACCGGGCUUAUCAUUUGCAGGAAGACUUUGGCAGCACAAUACCAGCAGAUAGCCUGCUAGCUGACCUUGAGAGUGAAGGCACAUUAAUUCUGCCCAUUGUGGAAAGCUCCCACGGGCUUCGGGAUGAUGACGCCGUUACCAUCACGUCAGACGAUUCUUUCUUCUCGGCAGCCGAGCUGUUCGAGACGUUUGCUCUCGAUGAGGUGUAUCAUCCCUUAAAGCCUGCAGCUCUGUAUGAAGAGGCGCUGAAUUUGGUGAGAGAAGGGAAAGUAGAAUGCAGAUCACUCAGAACAGAGUUGCUGGAGUGUUACAGUGAUCAGGACUUCCUGGCUAAGCUGCACUGUGUCCGACAGGCUUUCCACGUGUUACUGUUGGAUGAGACUCACAAGACUUUCUUCAUGGAAACAGGCAAACAGAUAAUCAAUGGACUCUUGAUCAAAGCGAACAAGAGUCCAAAGGCAUUUUUGGAGAGCUAUCAGGACAUGUUACUGUACACUCAACGAGAGGAGACAUGGCCAAGCACCAAGAUGGAACUGGAGGGACGAGGGGUGGUAUGUAUGAACUUCUUCGACAUCGUGUUGGACUUCAUCCUCAUGGACGCGUUCGAGGACCUGGAGAACCCGCCUACCUCCGUGGUCGCCGUCUUACGUAACCGAUGGCUCUCGGACAGUUUUAAAGAGACGGCUUUAGCUACAGCAUGUUGGUCAGUACUGAAAGCCAAAAGAAGGUUACUGAUGGUUCCAGAUGGGUUCAUAUCUCAUUUCUAUGCCAUCUCUGAACACGUGAGUCCAGUUCUGGCGUUCGGAUUCCUGGGUCCCAGACAGCAUCUGACUGAAGUGUGCACUAUUUUCAAGCAACAAAUUGUGCAGUACCUGAAGGACAUGUUUGACCACGACAAAGUGCGCUUCACGUCGACUCAGUCGCUGGCCGAAGACAUUCUGAGUUUGUCUCACAGGCGCACCGACAUCCUGCUGGGCUACCUGGGCAUCGAAAAUCUGCCUGAAGCUAACGGGGCGCUGCCUACUAGCCCAGACGAACAGGACUGACGACACGACUGUAAGAGAAAAGAGAAAUAGAUCGAACUUCUUUAAUUCCAGAUCCAGCGGCAGAUCUACGCUCGUCAUAUUUAGCAGACCGGAAUGUAAACAAUCAGUAACUAUCCUCAGCAGGGCCGAGUAUAACGCGGAACAGACGCUAUCUACAGUCUUAGAGUUUCUCUGAAGAAAUCGACACUCGGUCUGGGUUCUAUGGCUGAAACUCUUAGACUACAGCUCCCGAAAUAGCAGGUGGUGGUAACUCUUGCAUCUGUUACUAUUAAUCGAAUUGUCUAGUUGAAACGGGUUAAGUCUCAAUGUCGUAGAUCGGAUUGAUCUGCGACGGAAGAUUACAGUUUCUCUAGCAGCCUGACUGACAAAACCUAGAAUAAGCCAAUAAGUGAUGUAUGCAGAUCUACAACGUAUAAUCGAAAGUCUUCAGUUCUUUGAAAGAUGUCCUGUAGUGUCUCUACCAGCCGGACUGAAAUAUUCUGUAUGCUGAGGUCAGUGGAAAUGCCACCUUGUGUCAACUUUAGCCGACAGAACGCUAACAUUGUUUUCUCGAACGAUGUCGAAGUGUUUCUUCGUUCGUCCGUCAGAUCACCAAUUAGCUCUAGAUGUGGAUGUCGGAGCCGAACACGGAUUUCCUCCGAGACCGUUCGGGUGUACAGUCCGGGACAUGUGACCGAGAACCGCUGCUUUCCGAGCCUCAUUUAAUCCCACAACCACCGAAGAAGCCGCACGAACAAGCGCACCACGGAUCCCAAAAUAACACUAAACUAAGUAGUCUAGGUCGUGUUCACUGCUAGGUUCUGUCUCUCUGUCCUUAACAUGCCCUUGUAUAUAAUUGUCGCCCGUCGAUGUAUAUUUUGGUACGUGCGUUAUAUGUGUAACUGGAGAUAUGAAAGUAGAGGAGUGUGAGGAACCUAUGUAUAUGUACUCAGGGGGGGGAUAAAAAGUCAGAGGUGGGUUGCAUGCUAGCCAGAUCAAGAUCUUCGGCAGGUGGUUAUCGUCUGUUCGAUAUCGGAAGUAUAAUUCCUGUAAUCGUUACGUUCGAGCAGGUUGUAAUUAUCAUUUAGGAUGAUGAAACGGGUAUUCAGGGCACUGAAGAAUGCGAGGGACGCUUGGAAUGUAUUGGCUAACACUGGGUUUCAUUUAAAGUCGAGUUUAUGGUUUAUUAGCAAGGUAAAGCUUUCUACUGUAAUGAACUGCAGAUCACAAACGUCUGACUGAAUAAUAAAUAAUAUAUAGUCAUGCUUCAAUUCACAUCAUAUCAGGAUGAAUCUUUCCCAAUCCUGCUCUUAUAAUUCCCAGUGUACUGCUGAUUAUAUAUUUUUUUUCAUCUGUGUUAAAAUGCUACUUUUUUAUUUUAAUUUUUUUAUUAUUAUUAUUUUUUUUACUAAUGCGGGAUUAGGAUACAUACCCUUUGAUUUCCAAUACUAUUUUUAACUCGCCUUUAUCAACUGGGUUUUUUUUUGUUUUUUUAAAAAAAUUUAUUAUUUUUUUUCAUUUAUGAUUUAUGACAUGUGUAUGCAUUAAAUGGAAGCGUGUGCACUGGGAAAUUUUCCCCUGCUCUACAGUUUCCUGGACUGUUUUCCCAAGUGCUUGCCUUUUUAUAAAGAGUUGCCAACUAGCUAGCAAAAUAAAAUAACGAAGCUACGUGAGCUGUCGCGCAGAUAGACGAGUCGGCUGCGAGAGGCUGAAGUCUACAGUUGCGCUGAUUCCAUCACUUGGCUAACAAAUUCGAAACCUGCUAGUGUAUAAGUUCUCAUCAGGAAGUCAUAUUCCCUCCAAGAUAAGCAACAAUCAUUGUUGUUGUUUUUUGUUUUUUUUUUAAACCACUUUUUGUAUAGGCUUUCGGGACUAGCUAGUUAAAUUUGGUGCAAAAAUAUAUAUAUAUAUAUAUUUUAAAUCCCAUAAUUCAUACUCGAUACCAAUGACGCGUCUAUUUGAGUCUUAAUGGGCAAAACGGUGGACAUGCGUGUGCACACGUGAAAUUGUGUAUGGCAUCUGAUAAUGUUUUGUGUUUUCCUAUUUCCAUUUCCUCCCAUUUAACUCCAACCAAGUCCUGUAAUGAAGGUUCACCAGCCUUCAUUUGCACUUUAUUGUUUAAAAAACGAUUGCAAAUCCGACACGAACGGCUUCAAUCGGAUAUUUAUAGAAAUACCGCCUGGUCAAAUAUGUUGCCUCUAAAAGCAGUGCUUGUAUUUCUUUUCAUGCGUAUUUUUCCUUCUUGGGAGUGUGCAGUCGUGUACGUUUCGUGCUGAAAGGCGGAACAAUGCGAAGAAGUGCCGAAAAGUAAAUUGGCCAGCGUUUACUUUGACUUAAAUGAUGAGAUUUCUAGUUCACUUGAUUAUGCAGAGUUGGUACACAGCUAUGACGUGGUCAACAUUGAAAGCCUGAGGAAUGACAUUGGAGGAGUUGCAUCGUUUGUGCCUCUGUUCUUUCUAUAUGACUUCUUUCUCUAUCUGUCAUUCUGUACUCGCGUUUGUAUCAGUGUGGCAGCCUGGGAAAAGCCUUCACGUGGAGAAAUUUGGACAUUUUCCUCUGUAGUUCUGAAAACUGAGAGAUGUUUGACUUUUCCACGUUUCUCAACCAGAAGUGAAUUAGUUUACUCCAAAAGUUAAAAAAAAAAAAAAAAAAGAGGUGGAGAAACCUGCAUUUAAAGAUUUCGUUCCAACUGUGGCGUAGGAACGUCAUGGACUGAUAUCUGGUUUAUGUCACUUUCGCUGUGUCACUAUACAACAACUUGAUCAAAACAUGACCUUCGCUGUGUAAGAAAAUCACUUAACUAGUACAGAUAGCUUGCGUUGCUAAACUGCCAACAAAACUACCGGGUGUCCCAAAAGUCUCCACACACGGGGUUAAAUAACACCUUUUAGCAAAAAGUUCAUUCUCAUGGCUGGAUCGGGAAGCUGUCGCAAGGUUACGGUGAGACCCGAGAGGCUUUUCACCUGCUAGUGUGAACAAUGGAUAACUGAUUAUACACCUUAACUGAGAACGGUUUUUAGAAAACCCCAUUGGAUAUCACUGGCUGAAAUUAUAAUUUUUUUUAAAGUGGGGAAAAAACAAAACAACGGUUGAUUUGUUUCCGCAUGUCUCGUAUGUUGAUGUUAAGAAACCAUAAAUGCUUUUAGUGACUUUUUAACCAUGCCUAGGCUGUCAUCCAUGUUGGGUAAGGAGACAGUUUAACAAACAAACCAGAGGCACGAACGAUCUCUGAUAAUUCCUUCCAAGCUUUAUUUUUCUACAUAAUGUCUCUUGUAUAUUAUAGGAUAAGAUGAAGCCAUGAUUAUAUGUCCGUCCGUCCGUCCGUCCGUCCCCCCCCAUAUUGUUGUCAAACAGUAAAUGGUUACUAAUUGUAGGUAGGAAAUUGGGAAACUGACAAAAACCGCAGACCAUACGCGCCAUAGGAUUGGUCCGAUAAACCAUUUGGACACCUUGUGUGGAUUUGUUGUUUUACCACGCCAUCUAAUUUGCAUAGAAUUGGGAAAAUUCCAAUUUAGCUGAAAUCAUGGCUCCGCGUUGGACACUUGCAUAGAAAAUGAAUGGUCAUCUGUCGCUUUGUUGCUUGCUCGUGUGAACGUAGGGUUCAUCGUGUACAAACUGUAGAAACCAAUCUGAUGCUUUUCAGUCCAUCAUGCUACCUGUGUAUAACUUUCAUCUGUAAAGAAGACACUGCAGGAGCAGUACAUGCUUACGAAACCUGCUACGUGGUUUUUUUUUGUUUUUUUUUAAAAGCUGACUUAUAAUUACAGCUCUUAAGGAGAGGAUUGUAAAUGGUAGCCUACUGUACAAUGAGAUGCCUGAAAGGUUCGACCUUAAUUAUUCAUUUGUUCUUUUUUUUUUUUUUCCUAAAACAUGUUAAUUGUAACCAUGAGUUGACUGAAAGGUGUUGAAUUUACUGACGUUUGAACUGUAAUAAUCGUUCAGAUUUAAUAGUGUUGCAUAUUAUUUGCAUAUCUGUAUCCGUUAAAUAUCUUGUUUUCCCUUCGUGUUUUUGUUGCGACGCUUUUACAUCGAGGACAUGGGAACAGUUUUGAGGAAUGAAAAGAGCAAAUGUUUUAUAAUGGAAAGUUUCAGUACAAACUUUAUGAUGGAUUUUGACUUGCUGUAAUUAAAACUAUCUACAUCAAUAUGGCAAUACUACAAGAUACAUUUUAGCUACAUGAUACUGGGUAGACAAUAUAAAUGUAGUAAUUUAUACACAGAUUAUGAAUUAUGUAGAAAUUCAUUUGGGGGAAGCCGUGUAAUCUAAAUCAGGAUGUGCUCCAUGUAGUAGUUUUAUAGUUUGGAAUGCUAUAAUGGGAAUAUUUUGGUUAUUUUGUUAUUGGUCAUUCAUGAACAAAUCCAUAAAUGUGACCAAUCAUUAUAGGAGAGCUAAUCUGACGUUUUGUUACUUAUACAGUCCCCUCCAAAACUAUUGGAACGGCAAGGCCAGUUCCUUUGUUUGUGCUAUACACCAAGGACGUGAUGGAUAUGAGAUGAGUGUUUAGGAUUACAGCUUUUAUUUCCUGGUAUUUACAUCUAGAUGUGUUAAACAUCAUAAAACCUUUUGUAUCAGACCACGCAAUUUUGAGGUGAGCAAAAGUAUAGGAACAGAGAAGUCUUAAAAUAAGUAACAGUUAACAUUUGAUUGCAUAUCCCUUGCUUGCAAUAACUGCAUCAAACCUGCGACUCACUGACAUCACCAAAUUGUUGCUUUCUUCUUUCGUGAUGCUUUUCCAGGCUUUCACCACAGCCGUGACACUACCUCCACCAUGUUUCACAGAUCAGCUUGUAUGUUUUGGAUCAUAAGCAGAUCCUUUCUUUCUCCACACUUUGGCCUUUCCAUCCCUUUGGUAGAGGUUCAUCUGUGAUUCCAGAACUUGUGUGGCUCAUCUCUGUACCAGGGAAUAAAAGCUGAAAUUUUCAACUCUUCUCAUAUUCAUCUUUUGACCUCAAACCCAAAUGUCUCCAGUCUACAGCAAAAACAGUUGACUUGGGUUUGCUGUUCCAAUAGUUUCGGAGGGGACUGUGUGUUUCAGUAACAGCUAGGAAUCGGAUACAAUGAUCUAUGGCAAAAUUAUAAAACUUCUCUACUCUAAUGUGCAGCUCAUCACAUGCUUGUGUGUUGUGUGCCUGUUUAUUUCAGUGUUAAGUGUCUUGUAAAAAAAAAAAAGCCGUGUUAAGCUGUGCUUUCUGAACCUUUUCAUGUAGCUUUUGAGCAGUACUAACGUUGGGCGUCUGUUGAAUUUCUAAUAACUGAGAGUUUUAAUUUGGAAGGUCAUUGUAAUUUGAUGAGCAUAAAUGUAUUUGCUGAGUUACACCCCUCAAAAAGUGCACUGGAAUCUUCUAUAAAAGCAGUGAAUGAACAUUCUUUUGUGUUUUCAUGGAUACUAGUCUGGCAAACAGUUGGCAAAAAAAAAAAAGUUUUAAUCUGAUUUUUAAUCAUGUAUAUGUGCAGGAACCAGGGGUCACCUUAAAAAAAAAAAAAAAAGUUCUUAUUUCCAUUUGCCUUUGGUGUAAAUCCUGGUGGUCAAUUCCGGCACAAAAGUGUUGUACUUGUGUCUGACAUUUGUAUUUUGUUUUUCUUAUAUCUGUACUUCUAUUGCACAAACAUUAAAAAAUAUAUCAUUUUU